Pteropus alecto (black flying fox) is the source of this 6804-nucleotide messenger RNA. It is a transcript of the gene REST, whose product is annotated as RE1 silencing transcription factor. The transcript has 4 exons. Lineage: Eukaryota; Metazoa; Chordata; Mammalia; Chiroptera; Pteropodidae. Gene Ontology annotation, biological process: regulation of gene expression. The coding region runs from base 152 to 3055 and encodes 967 amino acids. The record is from RefSeq and is a predicted model, not a curated record. Gene Ontology annotation, cellular component: nucleus.
GCCGGGGAGGAGGGGGCAGCCUGGACUGGAGAAGACUUGAUCUGGUCCAACGGCGCCCCGAAUCGGCUCCUCUUGCCUUUUUUAUUGUUGGAGAGUACAAGAAAGGCUUCAGGAUGGGUAUUGGGGCAACUCCUGUAAACUGAAUACAGUUAUGGCCACCCAGGUAAUGGGGCAGUCUUCUGGAGGAGGAGGCCUGUUCAGCGGUAGUGGCAACAUUGGCAUGGCCUUGCCUAAUGACAUGUAUGACUUGCAUGACCUCUCCAAAGCUGAAUUGGCUGCACCUCAGCUUAUCAUGUUGGCAAAUGUGGCCUUAACUGGGGAAGUAAAUGGCAGCUGCUGUGAUUACCUGGUUGGCGAAGAAAGACAGAUGGCAGAAUUGAUGCCUGUUGGAGAUAACAACUUUUCAGAUAGUGAUGAAGAAGGACUUGAGGAGUCUCCUGAAAUAAAAGGUGAACCCAGUGGAUUGGAAAACAUGGGACUGGAAAGUUUGGAACUCAGUGUUGCAGAAUCACAGCCUGUGUUUGAGAUGUCAUCUGCCCCAGAAAUUUACAGCUCAAAUAAAGAUCUUCCUCCUGAAACACCUGGAGCAGAGGACAAAUGCAAGAACUUGAAAACCAAACCCUUUCGCUGUAAGCCAUGUCAGUAUGAAGCAGAAUCUGAAGAACAGUUUGUGCAUCACAUCAGAGUUCAUAGUGCCAAGAAAUUUUUUGUUGAAGAAAGUGCAGAGAAGCAAGCAAAGGCCAGGGAAUCUGGCUCUUCCACUGCGGAAGAGGGAGAUUUCUCCAAGGGCCCCAUUCGCUGUGAUCGCUGUGGCUACAAUACCAAUCGAUAUGAUCACUAUACUGCUCAUCUGAAACACCACACCAGAGCUGGGGAUAAUGAGCGAGUCUACAAGUGCAUCAUUUGCACUUACACCACAGUAAGCGAAUAUCACUGGAGAAAACACUUAAGAAACCAUUUUCCAAGGAAAGUAUACACAUGUGGAAAAUGCAACUAUUUUUCAGACAGAAAAAACAAUUAUGUUCAGCAUGUUCGAACUCAUACAGGAGAACGUCCAUAUAAAUGUGAACUUUGUCCUUACUCAAGUUCACAGAAGACUCAUCUAACUAGACAUAUGCGUACUCAUUCAGGUGAGAAGCCAUUUAAAUGUGAUCAGUGCAGUUAUGUGGCCUCUAAUCAACAUGAAGUAACCCGCCAUGCAAGACAGGUUCACAAUGGGCCUAAACCUCUUAACUGCCCACACUGUGACUACAAAACAGCAGAUAGAAGUAACUUCAAAAAACACGUAGAGCUGCAUGUUAAUCCACGACAGUUCAAUUGUCCUGUGUGUGACUACGCAGCUUCCAAGAAGUGUAAUCUGCAGUAUCAUUUCAAAUCUAAGCAUCCUACUUGUCCUAAUAAAACAAUGGAUGUCUCAAAAGUGAAACUAAAGAAAACCAAAAAGCGAGAGGCUGACUUGCCUGAUAACAAUAAUACCAAUGAAAAAACAGACACAGAACAGACAAAAAUAAAGGGAGAUGUGGCUGGAAAGAAAAAUGAGAAGUCUGUAAAAGUGGAAAAAAAAGAUAAUGUUUCAAAAGAGAAAAAGCCCUGUAGUAAUGCUUCAAUCCAAGUGACUACCAGAACUCGCAGAUCAGCAAUGGAAACUAAAGCGGUGGAUGUGCAUACAGGAAAUAAUUCAGAAAAAACCUGUAAAACCAAGAAAAGCAAAAGGAAGAUGGAAGCUGACACCCAUUCCUUACAAGAUCCUGUUCAUGAUGAGGACCCUGUGACAAAAAAGAAAAAGACAGAAAGCAAAUCCAAAAAUAGUCAGGAAGUGCCAAAGGGUGAGAACAAAAUAGAGGAGAUUAAAAAGCAAAAUACUUAUGUGAAAAAAAGUACAAAGAAGAAAAUUCUGAAAAAUAAAUCAAGUAAAAAAAGCAGCAAGCCUGCUCAGAAGGAGACUGCCCAAAAGGCGUCUGCUCAGUCAGAGUUGCUGCCUCCCAUGGAGCCUUCUCAUUCUCAGAUGAAGCCUGCUCUGACAGAGCCUCCUCUUCCCACAGAGCCUCAGAUGAGGCCUGCUCAGACAGAGCCUCUGCCUCUCAUGGAACCUGCUCCAAUGGAGCUUGUUCAGAUGGAGGAGCCUCCUACCAUGGAGCCUUCUCCUCCUGUGGAGCCUUCUCCUAUAGAGCCUCCUUUUCACAUGGAGCCGAUUACUAAAAAGUCUCCUCGAAAAGAUAAUAAAAAAGAAAAGUCUAACAUGCAGAGUGAAAUGGCACGGAAGGAGCAAGUCCUUAUUGAAGUUGGCUUAGUACCUGUUAAAGAUAGCCAGCUCCUAAAGGAAAGCGUGGGUGCACAGGAUCUCUUAGCACCAUCACCACCGCUGCCAAAGGAAAACUUAAAAGAAGAGGAGUCAAAAGACCAAAAAUUACUCACCCAAGGUGAAGAAAAUAAAGAAGCUCCUCUUCAAAAAGUAGAAGCAGAAGAGGGAGAUAAGAGUCUAGUUGGUCUUGCUGCUGUUAUCAAGGAAUCUGCCAAUAUUUCAUCUUCCGAACAAAACUUGAAUAUACCAGAGGGUGAAACUUUAGAUGGCAAACUUCAGGCUGACACUAGGCUUUGUGAAAUGGAUACGGAUACUGAAGAGAACAAAACAGAGAACACCACUGGUAAAGACUCAGCAGUCGAAGAACCAGUUUCACCACUACUUCCUCUACCAAUAGAAAAACGUGAAGCAGGGUCCAAAACUGCUGUGGCAUCACCUCCCAUUACCAUGGCAAUAAAUGAGUCUCAGGAAAUGGAUGAAGAUGAAGGCAUCCAUAGUCAUGAUGGAAGUGACCUAAGUGACAACAUGUCAGAGGGUAGUGAUGAUUCUGGAUUGAAUGGGGCUCGACCAGUUCCACAAGAAACUAGUAGAAAAAAUGCAAAGGAAGCCUUGGCAGUCAAAGUAGCUGAAGGAGAUUUUGUUUGUAUCUUCUGUGAUCGUUCUUUUAGAAAGGAAAAAGAUUACAGCAAACACCUCAAUCGUCAUUUGGUUAAUGUAUACUUCCUUGAAAAAGCAGCUAAAGGGCAGGAGUAAUUAAAAUUUGGAAAAGGCUUCAUUUCUUAGUUUGCAAAAUUUAUUACAUUUUCAUUCAUAGUGGUAGACAACCUUUUAUUUUUAAAGUUGCUUUAAUUAGUGUCUGGUGUUAAUUUUUAAGUGGCACGCUUUUCCUUAGGACACUGUAUACCUAAUGAUGUGUAACUUCUAGUAAAUCCAAGGGAGUUAGUGUACUAAACCAGCAGACACCUAAAUCUGUUAGCUUAUGCAUUUAAUUGAAACUAGAGGGCCAAGGUGGUAUUAUAGCAUUCUUGUUGCUUUGUCUAGCUAUAACUUGUCAGUUUUUUCCCCAUGUCUGUCUUCCAUUUCAGUUUAGUUUAUUCUUAGUUUCUUGUUUAGCUCUAUAAAAAUUGGCAUACAUAACUAGCAAAUUACUUGAAGAAUUUGCCUGCUUUAUAUAAAGUUAGCACUUUAAAAUUUUUUUAGAGAUGAGAAGAGACAUUUAAAUUGAAGAAAAAUUCUCCCAACAAUGGACAUUGUUUCAGUCCAGGUAUUUACUUCUUGAGUUUUGAUCAUUAUUUCUUAUUUGUGUAUGUUAAUCGUCAUAAAAACAAUGAUUUUGGUGUAUUUUUUUAUUUUGGUGCUUUAAUGGCUUAAGAUGUUGCACAUUGUUUUUUUUUAACCUAUGCAGUUUAAUUUUUUCUAGAAAUAGUAUUUCUGUUGAACAGUAACACUUUAUACAUAUAUAUGCAUGUUUAUUUUAUUCUCUUUGGAGGGAUGCUUUUAGUCUUGUUUGCAAAAGGGCAGUUUUCUUUUUCUUUUGCUGCAGUUGUCUUUUUUUGCAGAUUAUUAGUGUGUGCAAGUUUGUGAGCAAAUGAAACAUGCAGGUUCGGUUCAUCGAUUUUGAUUUUCACAUCUUAUAUCUAUGCUAGAAUCUGUAUUUCAUAUGUUAUUUAUUUUAAAUGGAUGUAGUAGAUUCAUAGCUCUGUUUGCAGAUAAAUAAACCACUAGGCUCUAUAAUGAAUGGAUUUUUAUCUCAAAUACCAACCAUAAGUAAAAGUUUUUAGCCUGCUUUAUUACAGCUACAUCUUAAAUGUACAGUGUUAAGUCAUAUCUUUGAGGAAAACCUUUUUUUCGUAGAUGGUUGGUGUCCAUAAGGCUACUCAACUGAGUAAAGAACUAUAUAAGUGAUAUUUUGAAACUGCAAACCUGGAAUUAGGAGACCGUUACUCCUUCAAGCUAUACAGAAUAUCAGUUGUGAGAGUCCAAAGCCAUAGCAAUUAUAAGGAAAACCUAGCAUGAGAAAGGUAGUAUUGAGUGCUUUUAGACCAGCUGCUACUUCCUAUGAAUACAGUGAAAAAGGCUGGUGGAACUUAAGUACAGUCCAGAUUUAAAAUCACACUUUCUCAGGGAUCUCCACAAAUUAGUGGGUUUCCUGGCUGUCCCUGUGACAGCCUCUUUCUACAGGUGAGGCCUCAAAUGAAUUGCAGCUAUCCUGGUGUUCCUAUGGGGAAGCUUUGUAUGAAAGAGUGCGUACUCCCAAACUUUUUCGGUAGGUUCUUUGGCCAGUUGUCAAAGAAUAUGAAAGAGUCCAACAUAGGAUUUUUCUUGCUGAUAGUAGUUAUUCAUUGCAGUAAAAAUAAAAUAUGAUCCCAAUAGGGAAUCUUGAACAAUUCUAAUUUCCUAUUUUCUGUUCUGAAAUAACCACUUUAUAUUUAACUUCUUUUAUCUGGCGAUCUCUUUGAGGUGCAGUGCAGGUUUCAGAGUUUGGCAGUACAACAUAAAGAUUAGGAAAAGCAUCGAAGUGUGAGUGGAAAACUUGUUAAAAAUCUGAGAGUGAAGUUUGAGUUAAAAGACAUUUGAACUUUUAAUUGACUGGGAGGCCAAAGAUUUCAAAGAAGAAGAUUCUCUCAAGACACAAGGAGUAAGUUGUAUGUUAAUGAUGUAUGUUUUGUGUGCAUGAAUGGGAAUUUGUAAAUGAUGUUGAAUUCUAGGUGAAUUCUUGGCUCCGACAAUCAUUGUCAACAGAAGAUCAAGCUGCAGAUAUUUAUGUUUUAAAACUUAAAUUAUAAAGCUAGUUAAAUCUUUCUAACAACUAGUUUUAAUAUUCAUGGGUACAUUUUAUAUAAGUUACCUUUUACAUUAUAUAUGAAAACAUUCAUGUUAAAUACAGAUUGGAGAUUGGGAAUUAGUUUGGGGAAGAGAUUUUUGUGGAUUCUUUCAUACUACAAAAGAAAAAAAUUUGACUUCUGGAGAAUCUAGUUUUUAAGACUAGAAUGCUAAAAACAAAAAUAUGAAGGAAAUUAAAACCCCUUAUUGUUAAAUUAAUCUGUGAAAAUUUUGUUACUGGAAAUUGAGUAGGACUUGAGGCCUUUCUUCCGGAAAACGAGGACUUGAUUGUCAGGCCUAUAUUAGGUUCUGAACCUUAAUGCCAUGUAUUUGUACUUAUUAAAAAUUGUUUCAAUGAAAAGCAUAUUAGUAAUAUGAACUUCUGGUCUAGUCGGGAGUUCUUCCAUUUGAAAAAUGUGAUAUUUGCAUGAAACUGUUUGAAUCUUUUUGUUUUCUCAGUUUCCCUUCCACUGGAUAGAAUUGAAGCUAGAAUUUUCCCUUUUGAUAAAGGAAUAAAAAGUGAACAUGUUGCUUGUAAAUUGAUGUUUAGUAACUAGAGAUAAACUUGAAAUACUAGAAAUAUAUUAUAAGCCUAAUCCUAGGUAGUCUUAUCAAAAUGUAUCUCUUAACUAUCUUUUGAACCUAUAUUUACAUUGUUUUUCAAGAUUUUUUAAGUUAUAUUUUUUCCUCUUUUCAGAGCUGCUUCUUUGGGAUUACUUUUUUUUUUAAUUGAAGUGUAAUUCAUAAGGGGCAACAUUUUUUUGAUAAGGCUUCUUAUAGCUAUGGCCUCUUCGGAGCUGCUUUUUGGGGGCUUUUUUUUUAAUUGAAGUAUAAUUCACAAGGGGCAACAUUUUUUUGAUAAGGCUUCUUAUAACUAUGGCUGGAUGUUUUGCUCUAGUCUUCCAAGAGAGGGCCAUUUUAUUUUUGAGAGUUACUUCUAAAGUCAUGUGGUCUUCAACUCUGGGGACUGUUUUACAUGUGAGUGCUAAUACAUAUUUAAACUCGAGUAGACCUCGUCACAUGUUACCCCAUGAAUGUUGACAAUAGAAGGACUACCUUGCCUGUAAUAUAUAACAUCAGUUCUGGACUGAAAAGCUGGGGAAGAAACAUAAUUUUCUUUUUUUGCAUAAAUCAGAAAAAAAGUUAGGGUGUGGAGUUUCCUUGUUAACCUCAGCAGACAAACUGAACUGAUAGCGUUAAUUCAGAUUUAGGAAGUUAUCUGAAUCUUGGUUUGUGUAGAUUUGCAAUCUACAUGCAAUAUUUACUAAAUCAGAUAGCUUUCACAGUUUCAUGUGUACAUAGGCUCUCCCCACCUUCUUCAGCAUCCACUAGCUAUUGAACUGGCAUUGAAACAUUGCAACAAUGUUUUGUUGCAUCAGUUUUAUAAUUUUACAGUGCAAUACGUUGUUAUUUUUCAGAGACAAACCAAAGGUUAAUUUCUCAAGGUUCUUGCUGCCUGCUUUAGCAGCAUUUGGUGGAGGAUCUUUUAUAUACAUUUGUAAUAGAUGAAAAAUAAACCAGAUUGCAAAUCCUUUUUUUUUUUUUUUUAAUGCUUAAACCAUGUACCAAGAUUUUGGUCCAAAUUGUGUAGAAUAAGUUAAACUCAAAUUGCAUUCUAUUAACCUAUAUGAGUGUAUUUCUGUAAGCAUAGUUAUGUUGAAAUAAAGUUUUAAAAAGCA